Molecule: messenger RNA, 2491 nt
Organism: Cylas formicarius (sweet potato weevil)
Lineage: Eukaryota; Metazoa; Arthropoda; Insecta; Coleoptera; Brentidae
Gene: DCTN4-p62
Product: dynactin subunit 4
Exons: 8
Coding region: 87-1589 (500 amino acids)
Cellular component (GO): dynactin complex
Source: RefSeq, a predicted model, not a curated record
UCUGUGGUUAUGUGUCACUUAAAUGAGAUCAAUCUUUAGAACCUCAGUAGUUAAUUUUAUUUUAUUAUUAUAAAAGUAUCUAUAAAAUGUCUUAUAUCACAGGUCCAGAAUACGUUCUCUACGCCUGUACUUGUGGCCUUUUAAAGCCUAUCACUCGUCUAUAUUUAUGUAGAUAUUGCAGCGAGUUACGCUGCCACUUUUGUCUCUGUCAUGAGGUCGAUACAAUCUUCUGCGGCAAGUGUUCAGAAAAUAUUCCAUCGGCCGAAGCCCGGAUUAAGAAAAAUCGAUGUGCUAACUGUUUUAUUUGCCCCAGCUGUCAUCAGGAUCUUUCUACAAGGAGCGCUGCCAAGGGACCUGUAAACCCAGAUGAUGCGAAAUCUCCUAUUAAGAAGACUCAUUACUUGUGUUGUUACUUCUGCAGGUGGAGUUCCAGAGAUGUGGGAAUCCCAGACCAGCCCUCUGCAACUGGAGGAUGGCCAGUGCGUGAAAAUGUACACGCGAAUCAUCUUCAAGAAUUGCUUGAUACAUAUAAACAAAUGAUGUCAGCAGGUAAACAACAAAAGGAAAAUGAUAAAAGGAAACAUAGAACAAAAUUUGUCAGUUACACGGAUCGAACAGGAGUCACAGCAUCAGCACUUAGAAAACGUUUAGGUUUGCCUGAUGUGCCCCACACAAUGUUAAAGCAGCCAAAACCCCCCGAAAGUGCUGUAGCCAAAACUGAAGUUGAGGACUUACCAGAUAAUAUCUUUACCAAACCUGUUAAUCUUUUAGAAGUCACAACAAUUGAACAGAGAUUAUUGCAACCUGAAUCUCAACCAGAGACUAUCGACAAGUUGUUCCCAAUUCAUAAGCAGUUGUCUAUCAAACAGUCUUUGAGGUGUCGUCGAUGUGACCACAAUGUCAGCAAGCCAGAGUUCAAUCCAAAUUCGGUAAAAUUUCGAAUUCAGCUAUUUGCUUUUUACCACAUUCCGGAAAUUCGCAUAGUGACGAUUGAACCUUUAAGGGCCGGUAUUACUUCUGAACUUAUUUUAAAGUUUACAAAUCCAACACAGUAUCAAAUUAGAAUUAAAAUUUUGGACUUGGAUUUGGGAGGGCAGGCCCUUCUGUGCGAACAAGCUGCAGAGGAGGUUGCAGAAAGUUUAGAGCAAACCUUAUCUAUGGAAGAAAAACAACCGACCUCUCUUCAUUCGUUGCCACUAUCUUCGAGCCAACCCAGCAGUCUAUUGAGCUUAUCAUCCAAACAACCUUCAAUUACAAUCAAACCCAGAAAAAUUAUUCAAAAAGUGAACUGCGAUAUUGCAAUGCCAGAGAGUUCUUUUAUAUUGCUGCCAAGGGAUGAUGCAGCUGAAUAUGACGAUUGUGGAGAUCCUCAUAAUAUAGAAGAUGAUAUUAAAUUGGUAAAAUUUAGAAAAUCCAACAAAGCAUUUAUAAAAUUGGCUGCAACUCCAAAAGUUGAUGCAGCGUUGAAUGAUGAAGUGGUCUGUGGUUUUACUAUAUCUGCUGUGGCUGUGGACUCGGAGUCCUCCCACAAAUAUGAUCACAAAGUGAGGGUAUUUGUAAGAUUAGGCAAUAUUGUUGGUUCUGGGUGAAUAAUAUUGUAAUUUAUUUUAACUGUAUUUAACACCAAACUUAAUCUUGUAAUGAUUAAUUUUUUGUCUUUUUGAGAUUCAUUUAAUUUAAUAAAUCAGAUAAUAAUUAUUUGUUUUCUUUUGCUCAUUAACCAGUUUAGAAAAUAAAUGAUAUAACAAUACAUGCAACUAGGGUAGGAUCGCAGUUAUAAAAGGAACCCAAAAGAAAUUUCACAUAAAACGGUAGUUUGUGCCAGAGGCUUUAGACCUCAGCAUGCCCAUUUGAUCUCUUUAAGCUCAUGCCUUCUUUAUCAUGUAUUUUUAGCAUUCUAAUUAGUAAGGUGAUAAAUUUUGGAUAUCAAAACAAGAUUACCCAAAAAUUAUAUAACUGCAGCGCAAAAAAUGAAUGAAACUCUUAAAAGCAUUUCACAUAAGCUCAUUCCAGACAAAAAAUUACUUGGGAAAAAGUACAUUGACUGUGCUUUUCUUCAAAAAAAAUUGCGAUUUGGUCUACUCUUUGUAUUUGAAAUACCCUGUAACGCUAUGAGAUAAUAAAAACAGAAUGUUAGAUAUUUUUACGUAGCACCCACAGGCGUACUCAAUUUUUUUGGAAAAAUUAGAUAGGAGUCAUUUAUAAAUGGAACACACUCUGUAUAUUUUUUAAAAAUUUCAUUGGGCCUUUUAUAAGUUUUUCAAAAAUGUUAAAUUGUCUGGAUAUAUUACUAUUCUCUACCUGCUAUUUUAUCCUAAUUUUAUUCCACUUUGUUAAUGUUAAUUUUAGAAAAUUAUUUUUUUAUUUUUCUAAAAUUGUUUUUAUUCUAAUCAAAACUAAAUAGAGUACUUUGGUUAACUAUGUUAAGUGAAAUUUUGUGUCAAUAUUAACUUUGUAAGAGCUUGUAGAAAGGUUUACCACAUAACAGGAA